ACUUUUUGUUUCUCUCAAUCUUUUCUUCUCUAUUCCUCCGACCAAAAACACCGGCGCCGUAAUUAGUGCAUUUUGACACCAGCAAAAAAAAAAAAAAGAAAAAAAAAGAAGACAAUGGUGCAGUUAGACGGUGAAUUUGAGCAACCAAUAAUCCGAGCGGCGGAGUUGAACGAGGACGAAGAAAUCAGCUACGCGACGAUCUGGAGCGGCGGAUGUGGAAUGACCGGGCCCUGAUGAAGAAGUUCAAAGCCCGGCCUGGUUCACAGCCCCGGGUCGAGCAAUCUCGCCGGAAGACAAUAUCCCGAGCCCAAGAUUCGAUUCUCAAAAACAUGGUCAAAAUCAUGGAUGUCUGCAAGGGCCAGGGCUUCGUUUACGGCAUCCUGCCGGAGAAAGGCACCCCGUUGACCGGCUCGUCGGAGAGCCUCCGCACCUGGUGGAAGGAUACGGUGGUUUUCGACAAGAACGCUCAUGACACCAUCGCCAAGUUACUGUCGGAGAUAGUUGCCGCAGUAAAUUUGGAUCCGGUGUCCUGUAUGCAUCUGCUGCAGGAACUGCAGGACACAACUCUGGGCUCGAUCCUCUCGUCCUUGCUCCCCCACUGUCUGCCGCCGCAGCGAACUUUUCCGUUGGACAAAGGUGGUGGUGGUGGUGGUGGUGGUGGCGGGGAAGGGCAGGGCAGCAUAGGUUUGGUCUGUGUAGAAAAGGAUGAACGACAGAUCUAG
Erythranthe guttata (spotted monkey flower) is the source of this 722-nucleotide messenger RNA. RefSeq names its product putative ETHYLENE INSENSITIVE 3-like 4 protein. Gene Ontology annotation, molecular function: DNA binding; DNA-binding transcription factor activity. The record is from RefSeq and is a predicted model, not a curated record. Lineage: Eukaryota; Viridiplantae; Streptophyta; Magnoliopsida; Lamiales; Phrymaceae. Gene Ontology annotation, cellular component: nucleus.